This is a messenger RNA of Punctularia strigosozonata HHB-11173 SS5, 2328 nucleotides long. Its product is annotated as WD40 repeat-like protein. NCBI's taxonomy places the organism in Eukaryota, Fungi, Basidiomycota, Agaricomycetes, Corticiales, Punctulariaceae. Gene Ontology annotation, molecular function: protein binding. The transcript is spliced from 4 exons. Gene Ontology annotation, biological process: maturation of SSU-rRNA from tricistronic rRNA transcript (SSU-rRNA, 5.8S rRNA, LSU-rRNA). Gene Ontology annotation, cellular component: nucleolus. The record is from RefSeq and is a predicted model, not a curated record. The coding region runs from base 1 to 2328 and encodes 775 amino acids.
AUGGAUGGACACAAAACAAAACGAACACGGACGAGACCUCCUCGCAAAAGGCCCGUAUCCACUGCCGGACACUCCCAACCGGCACCCGAGUCCUCGUCCUUGUCUCCCUCUCUGUCCGCCUUCUCCAGCACUGGACAACUUUUCGCGUUAGUCUCCCUUUCCGUAGACAAGCAUCGUUUACGGGUAUACGAUGCAUCAACUGGACGCUGUACAUCGGAGUACUCUGUGGAUGCCGCGCGGGUCACCGCCUUGCGGUGGGCGCACCUGAAGGAGGCCGUGGGCGGCGAAGAGCCGACCAAGAAAAAAAGGAAACAGCGGGAAAGCGCAGGGGCAUCGUCGUCUACUGCGAAUGAGGUGAUAUUACUUGGUCUCGCGAACGGUUCUGUUGUUGUAUUCUCCCCCGCCCAUGGACGCGUGCUCAGCACGCUCAGCCAUCCCGCAAGCACUUCCUCCAUCCUUUCCAUCGCAGUCUCGCAGAAACAGCACAGGAUAUGGACUUCAAGCGCAGACAACGCUCUCCGCUUAUGGGACCCCGUCAAGGGUAUCGUAAUAGGCACCUGGAAAUCAGGUGGUCACAUACCCUACUCCUGCAUAACCGUUCGGCCACCAUCAGCAGGUGAUGAUGAAGACGACGCAGACACCGAGCUACUGGCCGCGAACCAUGCUAUUCAGCUUCUCUCCCUCACUCACGAAGACGUCUCUUCGUCCAUCGAGUGCGAUGUCCUCGCCUCCGUCACGGGCCACGCAUCUCCAGUCACCUCCCUCGAACCCUCCACUACCUCACAAACCCGAUUUUUCUCCAUUGCCGAGUCGGAUCGCUUCGUGAACGUAUGGGAAAUACCGGAGGACCUCGAAUCCGAGUCCACCGUCGAAGGCAAGCUUGCCGCAUCCAUCCCGCUUGACGCCGAGGCACGACAUAUCGCCCUCUCACCACCCGCCCCCGGAUCCUCCGCCGAAAAUGUCCUCCUCGCCGUGUCCGCAUCCGGGAAAAUCACGAUCUACCCCAUUCCUGCCGAGCUCACGGACCCGGCAAUAUCGAAAAAGUCGAAGCAGAAGGUGCCGACGCUCGUCCCGCGCUCGACCAUAUCCGUUUCGCAGAAGAAGGGACAGCAGACGCCGGCACAGGUGCUCAGCGCCGUUUUCGUUCCAGGAAAACGUCAGGCGAGGGUGAUUAGGCUCGUCGGCGGCGUACGGCCAAUCUUCGAGGAUGUGGCUUACACGAACGACGCGGGCCAAUACGUCGCGGAAGUGACGAUCACACCCGACGAUACCGCUUCGGCACCAAGUCAAACAAAUACUGGCGCGCCGACGCACAGAUACGCGGAACCGUCAUCAUUGGCAGUACGCUCGGGUCUGGCGCUCGGCCAAGACGAAGCCCACGACGACCCAGCGCUCCGCGCCGCCGACGGCGCCCUCGAUACCGAUCUCGCCGAGCUUACCCUCGGCGAACGUUUAACGGCGCUCAAAGGCGCCGACGACCCCUUCGGCGCGCCCGUCGACUCGGACUCGGACGCCGAUGCCCAACCCGGGCGUACCAAGCCCCCAAAACGCGGCGGCGAGGCCGUGCCGGCGAACUCGCUCACGCGGACGCUCAUCCAGGCGCUGCACUCGUCUGACGCGCGCCUGCUCGAGACCUGCCUCGCGCACUCGGACGCGGCGCUCGUGCGGAAUACGGUACGUCGGCUGCCGCCGCAGCUCGCGGUGCCGCUCUUGGACGCGUGCAUGGAGCGCCUCGGGCGUGGCGCUCGUGCGGCGAACUCGAAGGGCGGCGGAGGGGGCGCGAGCUCGCAAAGGGGGAUGGGGCUCGUGAAGUGGGUGAAGGCGGUGCUGGCGGUGCAUAGCGGACACCUUAUGACGAUGCCGGACCUCGUGGCGCGGUUGUCGGCUCUACAUCAGACGCUCACGGCAAGGCUCGCGCUACAGGAAAGCUUGCUGUCCUUGAGCGGUCGUCUCGACAUGGUGCUGUCCCAAAUUGAGAUGAGGGCCUCGGUCGCGCCGGCGCCGUUGGCGAUGCCUAAAGGCGCCAAGGCGAACGCUCGUGCGAAGGGACCGCAGAAGGAGGUGAGGAAGUAUGUGGAGGGCGAGAGCGAAGACGAGGAGGAGAAUGAGGAUGAGAUGGAGGUCGAGGUGGAGAGCGGCGAUGACGAAGGGAGCGUGGAGGACAUUGAGUUGGGAGAGGAGGACGAGACCGACGAGGAGGAUGAAGACGAAGACGAUGAGGAUGAGGAUGAUGAAUCAGACGACGGCGAACCACGCAUUAACGGCUUCAUCGACGACGAAGCGGAGGAGUACAGCGGAGAUGAGGAUGAGGACGACGAGAGUGAAUGA